UGUCAAGUGUCAAAGUCAAAAUCCUAGAAAUUGCAGGUUAUGUUUUGAUCGGGAAAUUUUUGAAUUGGAAUAAUAUUUAUAAAUAAAAACUGCGGUCGAGAUGAACUUUUUAAGGAAAGGCAUUUCUCUCCUUUCCCUUGGUAUAAGAACACAAUGCAGCACUUAUCAAGCAAUAACUCAGGCCGCCACAACAGCCAGUCAGCCAGCAGUAAGCCAAGGUUUAAUCUCGAGGGCCAUGGCGUCCCUCGCGCAAAUGCACAAGACGGGACCUCACAUCAAAUAUAGGAAAUCUAGAAACCCUCUGCUAGGAAAUCCUUUUGCCAAGGGUGUAGUACUAAAGACGCUAAUAAAGAAGCCAAAGAAGCCGAACUCAGCGAACCGCAAGUGUGUGCUCGUGCGCCUCUCGAACGGCAAAGAGAUGGUCGCGUACGUGCCCGGCAUUGGGCACAACUUGCAGGAGCAUAACAUCGUGCUCGUUAGGGUUGGACGUGUAAAAGAUUGUCCCGGAGUGAAACUAAAGUGCGUGCGCGGGAAGUACGAUCUGCCGCACGUGAUCAAGCAGAAGGUGUAAUGUAGUUGUCUAGUUUUGUAUGUAGUUCAAUAUAUUAGUUUAAGAUUA
Messenger RNA from Colias croceus (clouded yellow), 619 nucleotides. It is a transcript of the gene mRpS12, whose product is annotated as 40S ribosomal protein S12, mitochondrial. The coding region runs from base 101 to 571 and encodes 156 amino acids. The record is from RefSeq and is a predicted model, not a curated record. NCBI's taxonomy places the organism in Eukaryota, Metazoa, Arthropoda, Insecta, Lepidoptera, Pieridae. The transcript has 5 exons. Gene Ontology annotation, biological process: translation. Gene Ontology annotation, molecular function: structural constituent of ribosome. Gene Ontology annotation, cellular component: small ribosomal subunit; ribosome.